AAAAAGAAGAAGUUUUCGUGUGUGCGGAUGGGAUGUCGCUGAAGGUGACGGGCGUUUACUUUUCGGCAUCGUCAGCCGGGCCAGGUCCGGGCAAAAUGAAAGCCACCAUCAGGGCAGCCCGUCAUCAUCCCCCACCGCCGUCGUCUUUGGCUCCUCAGCCCAUCCACUAUGUCCAUCACGGACAGCAACAGCAGUUGCCCAGCGCUGGCGGACGCAACGCCAACAACGGCAACAACAUGUCCAGCAGUCCGGCCGGCAACGACCAACAGUCUCCGGUCAAAUCGAACAAGAGCCGGAUCAUUUCGAACAAUCAGCACUAUUCGAAUAGUCACCAUCACUCGCACCUGCACUCGCAGUCUCUCGACUAUUUGCACCUCAAUUUCGAGGAGAAGCGUCAGAUCAUCGCCUCCUCCUUGUCUCUAGUCGACUUCCUACAUCACCCGCCCGUCAAAGUGAAAGGUCGCCAUUCUCACAGCAACGGGACACACGUCGGCGUCGGCGGGGUGACGGGCAUUGGCAGCGGUCAGCCCGUCCCGACGCCCAUCAACAGCUGGAACAACCUGCCACUGGAACGGAGCAAGUCCAAGUUCGCCUCGCUCUCCCGCCUCUUCAAACCGUGGAAAUGGCGCGUCCGGCGAAAAUCCGACAAGUUGGAGAGCGUCUCGCAGACGCUCGAAAGGAAAAUGUCGAUGAGAGCUCACCGCGACGAACUCAUUCAAAAGGGCAUUUUAUUGCCGGAUUUGGCUAAUGCGACAUCUCCGACCAACGCAUCCAACACACUUUCUACAAUUGCCGAAUCGAAACGAGACAAGGAGCGGACGAAGGAGGAGAGCCAUUCGUCGUCGAUUGACAGUGGCUAUCAGCCUUACUCGGGUGCUGGAUCGACGACGGCGUCCGGCAGCGAAGCGGCCAGUAGUAGGUGUUCGCAAUCCUCUAGCGCACUUGAGCCAUGCCAGCAGUCGGAUCAAUCGCUGCCUGCCAAUGCUAUUGCAUCCAUGUCUUGCCUUCCUAGCGCCACCGCAUCCACCACGUCCAGCACGUCCAGCUCGUCGUCCGAACAGCGGCCGCUUUCGUUGCAUGUCACUUCGCCUCUUUCCAACGCACUCCCCCCUCCCGCAUCAUCCAAUGCCUCGCCCAAAACCACUUCCACUUCCAUUUCCACUUCUUCUUCUUCUUCUUCAUACGCUUGGAAUAAACGGACAGGUGGAACGGGCCUGGUCGGGGCGGCCAAAGCGCGCGGAUGGUUGCGCUCCUACCAUCAUCCGUCGGCUUCGAGCGCGUCCAACUCUGACGCGGUCGAUAGCAACGCAAGCAGCAGCAGCGCCCCGCCCAGCCCGUCUCACGCGUCCGGCGAACAAGCCGUUAGUUCGGCCGCUAGCGCUUUGUCCGGCAGCACGACGGGUAACCAUAGUAACAGUAGUAGCACGAGCCAGACGAUGGCGACGUCCACGACCAGCACGAGUGGCGCCGUCAGCACGUCCAGCGCCUCAUCUGCAUGCAUUACGCAAUCGUUCGCCGCCAGCCUGAACGCCGCGCUGGCGUCGGGACCUCUGAUGCCCGGCACCAUCGGCCAUCAUUCGCAAUCGUACGAUUCAUCGUCUACUUCUUCUUCUUCUUCUCCUCCUCCUCCUCCUCCCGCUCCACCUUCCUCUUCCUCUUCGUCCAACACCAUGACCACCACCACCACCACCACCUUCCCAAUUGCAGCAACAGCAACAGCAACAGCAGCCGGAUCGGGCAGCAACCGGCCCAAUAGCUUACCGGCUGGAAUGGCGCCCGGACACGGCCUCCUUUCGGCCCUGGUGGGGCAUUCCUCGUCGGCCGGUACGCCGCCGACGCAACUGCGCCAGACGACGACGACGCAGAUGAUGUUCAAUAGCAGCAGCAGCAGCUCCUCGUCGGCGUCUCCGGCAGCUUCGGCCGUGACGGCGACAGCAUCGACGACGACCACAACGACGUCGUCCAGUUCGGCCCCCACGUCGGUCGGCGGCCCAUCGACGACCUCUGCCGCAGCGACCAUGUCCAUGUCUUCCGCUUAUUCACAAGUCGUCACGUCAAUAGCUCAACGCAACAGUCAAGCGCAGCAUCUCCAAGGUUCCGGUUCGCCAUCUGUCAUGUCCAAGUUGCCUGGAAGGGCGGCAACGUUGCCGUUAAUCACGGUGGCAACGGCGUCGCCAACGACGACAACGACGUCGGCCAACUCGGCGUCGGGUGUCACGACGGUGACGACUUCAACGACCAUCACGGUCGGAUCGCAUCCGGCCAAUCGAUCUCCGGUCAACGCCAUGACCGUUCAGCUGGCGGCCGUCACGUCGUCGUCGGCCGAAGCGUCGCAAUCGGCCGGCCAUCACUCGGUGCAAGCCCUGAUGACGGACCUUCCAGAACCUCCAAUUGGCGUCACGGAGAUCGGACCUAUUCCUCCGCCGCCAAUGUUUUCAUCCCCAAGUCCUGUCCUACCUCCUCGUGGAGCUCAUUCGGCUCCUCCGCCCACCCACGGCAUCCACCUGGCUCAUCUAGCACCACCCGCUGUGGCUUCUUCUUCGCCCAACCUUUUGACCAACGUCGGACACGAUCUCUCCGACCUCCAGGAUGACGACGUUCCAGAAGAGAGCGUCGACGAUAGUGAUAGUGAACGAGGCGUACCGCCAGCAGCAAAUUGGGUGAGAGCACAGGGACCUAAAGAGCCGUCGCUUCACGCCAAGCCACUGAAAUCGGCGCUGAAGAAGCCGUCGGGUUCGGGAUCGUCGGUCAGUAAUUCACCGUCGACGCCAUCAACGCCGACGAGCGGCACUCCGACGCAGGACUCGUCUCCGCACGGAGGUCGAGGUGUCGCCUGGCAACAAGAUCAACCCCCGCCACCUCCGCCGCCAGCCAGGCGGCUCUCACUAAGGCAGAGGAUACGGUUCAGCACGCGACCGCUACGAUUCGGCAUCAGCCUGGGUGGUGGCAGCAGCAGCCAUAGCAACAGUAAUAGCACGACAAACAACGGUGCGGCUUCUAAUGGCGGUUCAGCUCACGACCACAAUCACAAUAUGCAGCUCAAGUCGGACAACAAUAACCGAGAACUGUCGGCGGCCGCUGGCCACGCGGUCAGCCAUCACCAUCAUAACCCGCCAGCCUCGCAUCACCAUCACCAUCCGCCACCUCCCCCACCACCGGCCAAAGGCCAGAGGCCGACUUACCUGCCCGUAGCGGUGACGGCGCCCGUUCAAUGCGACUACGAUUCAGAUGAGUCGGACGGACCGAUCCUCUAUCGCGACGACGACGAAGAGAACAUGUCAGAAGAAGCCAAGCUGAAUGCGCGGAUAGCCCGGAAGGACAGUCUGGCGCUCAAGUUGGCCAUGAGACCCGAUCGCCAGGAGUUGAUCGAGAGAGGCAUCUUGCACGCACAAACCGAGAGGGAGCGACACAUGCAGCGUGAGACUAUCGGCGCCCGUCUGACUAGGCGACUGAGUCUUCGACCCACGCAAGAGGAACUGGAAGAGCGCAACAUCCUUAAAAGAACCAGUCCGGCCGAGGAGAAGAAAGAAAGGGAAGAGAAGAAGAUGACCCUGUUUCGUAAACUCAGUUUCAGGCCAACGGUCGAAGAACUCAAAGCUAGAAAGAUCAUACGCUUCAAUGACUACGUCGAAGUGGCCGACGCUCAGGAUUAUGACCGUAGAGCCGAUCGGCCAUGGACACGGCUUACACCCCAGGAGAAGGCCGCAAUUCGCAAGGAGCUCAAUGACUUCAAGAGCACCGAGAUGAUGGUUCAUGUUGAUAGUCUUUACAUGAUAAGAUUCCACAAAUGAGUUGUCCGAUCCUCCUGACGAACUCUGUGAUACUUGCAAAUAAGACUGGACGAAAUGGGAGAAAUAUUAAUGCCGUGUUUGUUUGUGUGCCUGUGUAUGUGUGUGUGUGUGAGAGGUAGAGAGUGAUUGUGAACGUUGCGUACGCUUCUAUUUAGGCCGUGGAGGGCGGGGGGGGGGGAGGAGUAUGUCCGAUUGUUUCGCCUAUUUCUUUUUUGCUCCCCUUCAUUUCUAGCAACAAAAUUGACCGUCAUGUUUUUUUUUUUUGAGCACGCGGAAGAUGCUCGUUUUUUUUUUUUUUUUUGUUGACCUACAAAGAAUGUUUUGAUGGAAUUUUGCUCGCGCACGGCUACUACAAAAUGACAUGAUAUCGAAGUGCCUGGGAUUCUUCAACAAAACCGGAUGCAUAUUUACUUUGCUUAUCGUACGUUGGAAUUGAGAAAACAUAACGGCGGUGUGUAAGCCACGUCUGAUGAUCCUCUUUGAUUAUUUUGUCUUUUUUUUUUUUUUUUUUUUGGCAAAUGUUUUCAAUUCUUCAUUUUUGUGUUUUUUUUUUUUUUUUUUUCCCUUUCCUUUCGUGAAGGCCAGCUGUUUUCUCGUGGCUUUUAAUUUCGCCCGUCUUCCCAUGGAAAACGGGGUGACGUAAUGUUAAAAGCACGCGAAAACGCACACGCCAUUUUCCAUUCCAUUAUGAGAUAUUUUUCGUUUUAUUUUUUUUUUUUUUUCGUUGUUGCUGCUGCUGUUGCUGCUGCCACACCCUUUUUGCUAUUACUUUACACUUUCCCUUGUAUUUCUGUCUUUCUCCUAGCGUUGGAACAAACAAACAAAAAAAAAUAAUAAUAAUUCAGUUCGCCGAAAACUAGAAAACAAAAAAGAGAACAAAAUUUAGAAAACUCGGGUUUUGAGAUCAACGAGUGUUCCCUGCCCCUUGUCCCAUCCUCCUGAUCUAUAUUAAAGAGAUAUAUAUUUGCGAUUGUAUUGGGGAAAUGCAGGAAAAUGAAAACCUGAAUUCACUUUCGAUUUUGAUUAGAUUUUCCUCUUCCUUUUUUUUUUCAAAUAAUUUUUUUUUUUUUUUACAAAUGAUUGUACAGACGUUUGUUUCGCUCCGAAUGACCGCAAUCAUUGUACAAAGUCGUAGUCUAUUUCUCCCGUUCCCUAUUGAUUCCCUCCUCCUUUAUUCAUCCUACUAAAAUUUCUCUGCAGUCGUGAACGAAUGAACCCAUCCAUCCCAAACUUUGAAAACAAAAUGGAUAAACCCGCAUAGUAUUAUGUUUAGCCUGUUCCUUUUCAUCGAGUUGCCCCAGUCCCGCGAUAUAAUUUUUGUUUUGGCUCGCCACUAUUCUUGAUUCCCUUUCUAUACAAAAUAAUAAUAAUAAUAAUAAUGCUCUUGCUGGCUUUGUUGUUCCGCUCGUGUAGAUGUGUUCAAGUGACUCACCCAAGUUUCUACUACAUGUCGGUCGCCAGCCCAAUCAACAGUACCCCCGAUCCCCAUCACGCCCGUUUACGGCGCGAAAAUUGAAUCGUGUUCUUUUUUAAUAAUUUUUUUUUUAAUACGAAAGAAGAAAAAAUUGAAAUACAAUAAUUAUCGAUUGA
Daphnia carinata is the source of this 5381-nucleotide messenger RNA. Its product is annotated as serine-rich adhesin for platelets-like. Gene Ontology annotation, biological process: actin cytoskeleton organization. The record is from RefSeq and is a predicted model, not a curated record. NCBI's taxonomy places the organism in Eukaryota, Metazoa, Arthropoda, Branchiopoda, Diplostraca, Daphniidae. Gene Ontology annotation, molecular function: actin binding.